Capsicum annuum is the source of this 1719-nucleotide messenger RNA. RefSeq names its product protein trichome birefringence-like 33. Gene Ontology annotation, cellular component: Golgi apparatus. Lineage: Eukaryota; Viridiplantae; Streptophyta; Magnoliopsida; Solanales; Solanaceae. The record is from RefSeq and is a predicted model, not a curated record. Gene Ontology annotation, molecular function: O-acetyltransferase activity. The transcript is spliced from 6 exons. Bases 191 to 1465 code for a protein of 424 amino acids.
ACGAGAAUAAUAGUGACAAAUUUAAUAAAUUAAGAUUUCAAACAAUCAUAACAAUAUAGUUAAUUACUGGAAAGAAACCUCUUGUCUAGGUUCGUCAAACGUAACCGAUAUUGUUUCCUGUAUUUAAUCAGCCAAACGAAAAAGAAGAACAAAAAAUGAAAGCAGUCAUUCUGCCAAAGGCUUCAAAGCAAUGAAGUCACCUCCCUCUUCUUCUCCUUCUUCGUCUUCAAUUCUCCGAAAGACUCAUCUUUCUCCUUUUCUAUUCACUCUGUUAGCCUUCAUCGUUUUCGUCACCAUUCUUUAUAGUGAUGAUUUCAGCUGCAUUUUUAGCCAGCUUGAGUAUUCUAGUCUAUCUGGUCCUCCCAAUUCCAUUUCAAGAAUCAUGAAGAACAAGAAGUUGCCAUUUGCCAUUGGAGAGACAAAGGACGGCUGCGACGUGUUCAGUGGAAGUUGGGUUCACGAUGACAGUCGGCCACUGUACGAGGAAGCGGAGUGUCCUUACAUACAGCCACAAUUGACUUGCCAAGAACAUGGCCGGCCAGACAAAGAUUAUCAGCAUUGGAGAUGGCAACCUCAUGGCUGCUCUCUACCAAGUUUCAAUGCAACACUAAUGAUGGAAACGCUUCGUGGGAAGAGGAUGUUAUACGUGGGAGAUUCCUUAAACAGAGGACAAUUUGUUUCCAUGGUUUGUCUUCUCCAUAGACUCAUUCCUGAAAAUGCCAAGUCCAUGGAAACUUUUGGUUCUCUCACUGUUUUCACUGCUAAGGAUUACAACGCGACGAUUGAGUUCUAUUGGGCACCAUUUCUGCUGGAAUCAAAUUCUGAUGAUGCAGUGGUACAUAGAAUAUUUGAUAGAGUUGUCCGAAAAGGCUCAAUCAAUAAGCACGGGAAGGCUUGGAAAGGGGCUGAUAUAGUCGUUUUCAAUACUUAUCUUUGGUGGAUGACCGGCCUAGAAUUCAAAAUUUUGCAAGGGUCUUUUGAGGAUGAAGUGAAGGAUAUUGUAAUGGUAUCCACAGAGGAUGCAUAUCGAAUGGGAAUGAGGAUUAUGCUGCGAUGGGUGAAAAAGAACAUGGACCCGAAGAAAACCAGAGUCUUUUUUUCUAGCAUGUCACCUACUCAUCAAAAGAGCAUAGAUUGGGGAGGAGAACCAAAUAAGAACUGUUACAAUGAAACAAAAAUAAUAGAGGAUCCAAAUUACUGGGGAUCAGAUAGCAGAAAAAGCAUAAUGAGAGUGAUUGGUGAAGUGUUUCGUAAAUCAAAGGUGCCUAUUACAUUUCUCAACAUUACACAGCUCUCGAGUUAUAGAAAAGAUGCACAUACAUCAAUUUACAAGAAGCAAUGGAAUCCAUUAACAGCAGAGCAAUUGGCAAAUCCAGUUAGCUAUGCUGAUUGUGUUCAUUGGUGCUUGCCUGGUCUUCAAGAUACCUGGAAUGAGCUUUUAUUCGCCAAACUUUUCUACCCUUGACAUCAUAAGCAUGGACCAAACCCAAUUUUUAUCUACUACUAGUAUGGUAUGACCUCAAUUUGGUGACCUAGUAUUUUCUUUCUUCGUUUGGGUGAUUUUUGCCCACAGAAACUUGUUCAAAAGAAAAGAAAAGAAAAAAUUGUGUAUAAAUGUAAUGAUGCUGCAAAGAUUGGGAAGGUAAAAAAUCGUACAAAGAUGUGAAAAGGAAUUACUGCAGGAGAAUUAUUGAGCAAUAUUAUAUUUUUUUCUCAAAA